AUGGCUGACACAGGGAGUUCAAGAGUCGAACUUGAGCCUCCAGAUUACGAUUCUCUGUCCAUCGCUCCUCCUUACGUCGAUGUCGAUACCUCUUCUCAGCAGCCCGGCGAGUCGAGCAGACACGCACCACUACCUGAAACGCGCAAGAAGUCAUGGAUGGAGAAAUUGAAAGAGAUGAGAAUCGAAGACGAGAAGCGAAAGAAAGAGCGCAUCCAAUACGUUACACCACAAGAGGCUGAUCGAAUUACCGGUCUGCAGAGACGUAGAGAGGAAGAGAAGUACCAGCGGGGCAACCCAACCCUUGUAGCUUGGUUACUUUCUUGA
Messenger RNA from Neoarthrinium moseri, 324 nucleotides. RefSeq lists its product as uncharacterized. The record is from RefSeq and is a predicted model, not a curated record. Lineage: Eukaryota; Fungi; Ascomycota; Sordariomycetes; Amphisphaeriales; Apiosporaceae. The transcript has a single exon. Bases 1 to 324 code for a protein of 107 amino acids.